AUGGCGAAAGCGAAACCCGCCCCGCGCAAACGGACUAGGGAUGCGAACACCCCUUCUGAAGAGGAAUUCGACGACAGUGACGCGUUAGAUGACUCAGACACGGAGAAGAAACAAAAGAAACGCAAACGAGCGUCCCCAACGAAGAAGAAGCCAGCGCCGCGCAAGAAGAGAAAGACGGACUCGGAUGGAGAGGCCGAGCUCGAACUCGAAGAUGGACAGGAAAUUGUUGGGGUGGUGGUGCAAGCGCCGAAGACUGGGCGAGUGCCACCAGGUCAAAUAUCGCAGAAUACGUUCGACUUCUUGCUUCAACUGAAAGAUCCAAAGUGCAACGACCGUGAAUGGUUCAAGCUCCAUGAUCCUGUCUACCGCCAAGCCGAACAGGAAUGGAAGGACUUUGUCGAAGUGUUCACCGAGCUUCUGGUUGAGGCAGACGAUCAAAUUCCGCCCUUACCACCGAAGGAUGUCAUUCAUCGUAUCUAUCGUGAUGCAAGUUUGGCCAAUUCCAUGGCUUACUUAACUCCUCUCCUUAGACGCGAUUCUCCAACGAUAAGACACCAUACAAAACGGGUUUCUCAGCCAGCUUUUCGCGGAGUGGGCGAAAAGGCAUCUUCGCAUUUUGUGGGACAUAUCAUCUUAAACAUUUUCUUUAGCAUGAUCAAACCUGGUAACCAGAGCAUCAUCGCUGCGGGAACUUGGUGCCCUGCAAAGAGCGAACUUGACACAUUACGAGCUAAUAUCAAGCGUGACUCGAGUCGUUUACGCGGAAUCAUAUCUGGGGCAACGUUUGUCAAGCGCUUUGGUAAGGCAGAAGCCGGGGCUCGUCGGAACAUAUUUGGCCGCGAAGAUGAGCUGAAGGUGGCACCGAAGGGAGUCGAGAAGACACACCCGGAUAUCGAUCUACUCAAGUGUCGGUCAUUCGCCGUCUCACACGAAUUCACGGAUGCACAAGUGCUGGCUCCGGACUUCAAACAGACGGUUGUUGACAGCGUUCGACUUUGCAUGCCGUUCGUGCAUUGCCUGAACGACAUGAUGACCACCGUUCCUGAAGAGGAGGACGAAUAG
This is a messenger RNA of Mycena indigotica, 1062 nucleotides long. RefSeq lists its product as uncharacterized. The coding region runs from base 1 to 1062 and encodes 353 amino acids. The record is from RefSeq and is a predicted model, not a curated record. NCBI's taxonomy places the organism in Eukaryota, Fungi, Basidiomycota, Agaricomycetes, Agaricales, Mycenaceae. The transcript is spliced from 11 exons.